Molecule: messenger RNA, 1688 nt
Organism: Pararge aegeria (speckled wood butterfly)
Lineage: Eukaryota; Metazoa; Arthropoda; Insecta; Lepidoptera; Nymphalidae
Gene: MFS3
Product: sialin
Exons: 11
Coding region: 123-1643 (506 amino acids)
Biological process (GO): transmembrane transport; monoatomic anion transport
Molecular function (GO): transmembrane transporter activity
Source: RefSeq, a predicted model, not a curated record
GAUAUUUUAAAUUCAGAAUUUUCCGUUCACGCUCAAGAUUGGACGCGUGCAUUGAACUAUUGUAGUGUAAUUUAUCUAAUAACAUUGAUUGUUUUUAAAGUUUUGCGCAAUUAUUAGUGGAAAUGGAUGUGCCGGCGAAAGGAAAUAUUUUGGGGCGUUUCGUCUCAGCCCGCUACAUUCUCGCGGUGCUGGGUUCUAUCGGCAUGGCGAUAGUGUAUGGGUUGAAAGUUAACCUAUCGGUCGCUUUGGUGGGCAUGCUGAACCAUACAGCCAUUAAGAUGAAUGAACAGAAGUCUGACCAUGGCAGUCAUAAUGUUACAGUGCGUGCUGAAGUGGAAUGCGAACCUCCAACAAGCUCUGGGCAUGCUAAGGAGGCAGAUGGUCCAUUUCUCUGGUCAUCCGAAAUACAGGGAAUCAUACUCAGCUGUUAUUUCUGGGGAUAUUUCGUCUCGCAGAUUCCCGGUGCCCGCAUAUCAGAGUUGUUCUCUGCAAAAUGGGUUAUGUUCUUCAGCGUGUCAAUCAACGUUGUGUGCACGCUUUUUACACCAGUGAUGGCCAAAGCUCAUUAUGUCGCCGUGAUUAUUAUGAGAAUUGGAGAAGGGAUUGGAGGGGGUGUAACAUUUCCGGCAAUGCACGUUCUGUUAUCGAAAUGGGCACCGCCAGCUGAGCGGAGUGUGAUGGCAGCGCUAGUAUACGCGGGGACUUCCCUGGGGACCGUCAUUUCUAUGCUGAUGGCUGGAGUACUGACAGCCAACCUUGGAUGGGAGAGCGUGUUCUACGUUAUGGGUGGCCUGUCGUGUCUGUGGUGCGUGCUGUGGGUGUGGCUGGUACAGGACUCCCCCCAACAGCAGCCGCUCAUCAGCAAGGAGGAGCGGGAACUGAUCGUCACUUCCCUGGGGGGGAAGGCCGACGAUCAUGAACAUAAGAAACUGCCGGUGCCAUGGAAAGCUGUGCUGACUUCAGGUCCGUUCCUGGCCAUCCUGGUCGCGCACGCGUGCUCCAACUGGGGCUGGUACAUGCUGCUCAUAGAGCUGCCUUUUUAUAUGAAGCAGGUGCUCAAGUUCAACAUGUCGGAGAAUGCCGUGGCCACGGCGCUGCCGUUUCUCUCGCUGUGGUUCUUCAGCCUAGCGCUCAGCAAGAGCUUGGACUGGCUGCGCGGCAAGUCCUACAUCACCACCACCACUGCUAGGAAGGUCGGCACGCUGUUUGCGUCUGCGGUGCCGGCUGUUUGUCUGCUCGGUCUGUGCUACGUGGGCUGCAAUCGCGGGCUGGCCGUGGCUCUCACGGCGCUAGGCGUCACCGCCAUCGGGGGGAUGUUCUGUGGCUUUCUGUCCAACCACAUCGACAUCGCGCCCAACUUCGCCGGUACCCUCAUGGCCAUGACAAAUACAGUGGCAACAAUUCCCGGGAUCGUUGUACCCAUAUUCGUAGGCGUCCUGACCCAUGGCAAUCAAACGAUAUCGGCGUGGCGGGUGAUCUUCUUCGUCACAAUCGGUCUGUACGUCAUCGAGAUAGUUGUGUAUACAAUAUUCGGUUCCGGCGAACAACAGCCCUGGAACAACGUGCCGCAGAACGACGGCGAAAACCAUGAGGAGAAACCGCUUAAGAACGAGACUGACAAAAAUGACCAAGUUGCAGUUUAAGACCUAGCGUACUAUAUAUUUAAUAUUUUCAGUGGCGUGCACUUC